Molecule: messenger RNA, 3569 nt
Organism: Bufo gargarizans (Asiatic toad)
Lineage: Eukaryota; Metazoa; Chordata; Amphibia; Anura; Bufonidae
Gene: EXO1
Product: exonuclease 1
Exons: 14
Coding region: 210-2408 (732 amino acids)
Biological process (GO): DNA recombination; mismatch repair
Cellular component (GO): nucleus
Molecular function (GO): 5'-3' DNA exonuclease activity; DNA binding; 5'-flap endonuclease activity
Source: RefSeq, a predicted model, not a curated record
GUAAGGUGGGCGGUCCCUCGCAGGCUGAAGGCGCGCCACGGUUUAAAGUGUCUUACUAGCUGAGCCCGGUCGGUGCGGGUCCCCAUAGGGAUGAUGUCGGAGUAGUCUGCUGGAGCCGGGGCUAGGAGGGAAGGCUGGCAGCUCCCGACCGGUUUUUUACAGGGCCAACAAGAAUUUGGAAUUGGCUGCUGCUUUGAACUGGUGCAGAUAUGGGAAUUCAGGGCUUACUACAGUUCCUUAAGGAAGCCUCGGAGCCCAUCAAUGUGAAGAAAUACAAGGGUCAGACGGUGGCCGUGGACACGUACUGCUGGCUUCACAAAGGAGCCUUCGCCUGUGCUGAGAAACUAGCCAAAGGAGAACCAACCGACCAAUAUGUCACCUACUGUAUGAAGUUUGUGCACAUGCUGCUGUCGCAUGGCGUCAGGCCAAUACUGGUGUUUGAUGGAUGCACUUUGCCUUCCAAGAAAGACGUAGAGAAGACCAGGAGAGAGAAGAGGAAGCUAAAUCUGCAGAAGGGGAAGCAGCUCCUGAGAGAAGGCAAGCUGUCAGAGGCCAGAGAUUGUUUUACACGUGCCGUUAAUAUCACUUCAAAGAUGGCGCAUGAGGUUAUUAAAGCUGCGCGCUCUGAAGGCAUCGACUGCAUAGUCGCUCCCUAUGAGGCAGAUUCUCAGCUGGCGUAUUUGAAUAGACACGGAUUUGCCCAGGCGAUCGUUACAGAAGACUCUGAUCUUCUUGCUUUUGGUUGUAAAACGGUGAUUUUAAAAAUGGACAAGUUUGGAAAUGGUUUAGAAAUUGAUCAGAACCGAUUUGGCAUGUGUAAACAUCUAGGGGAUGUGUUCACGGAAGAGAAAUUCCGCUACAUGUGUAUCCUGUCUGGCUGCGACUACCUACCUUCUAUCCAUGGUAUUGGAUUAGCCAAAGCAAGUAAACUUCUGAAAAUUGCAAAUAAUCCGGAUAUUACUCAGGUUAUUAAGAAAAUUGGGCAGUAUCUGAAAACAAACAUAACGGUUCCUGAUGGCUACAUAGAGGGUUUUAUUCGUGCAGACAAUACGUUUUUAUACCAGUUAGUCUUUGAUUCCAUAAAAAAAAAACUGGUUCCGCUGAAUCCUUAUGAAAAUGGGAUAGACCCCAAAGAAUUAAGUUACGCAGGCCCUAACAUUGGGCAUUCAGUGGCUUAUCAAAUUGCACUUGGAAAUGUGAACGUCAACACAAUGGAAAAAAUAGAUGACUACGAUCCUGAUGUUCCACAGUCUUCCAAGCAGAGCAGUCACAGCUGGAACGGCAAUACCACAAUCCAAUCCAACAGCAUCUGGCAGAGAAAUUCUACUCCUGAUAGAAAAAUUGAAGAGACACAAAAAGUUGGGGACAAGCCUAAGCCCAGGGGUUUAAUAUUGCCCAGUAACAAGAACAAAGUGAAAAGACCUCAUGAAGGUGGGGCAUCUGAAUCUGAUCUCCUCAGUCAGUAUUCGUUUUCUCAGAGUAAGAAACCUAAAAUAGAAGGUGACGAUAAUUUAACAAAGCUAAAGAGUCCCCGUCUGAGUGCCGUACAGCCAUCCGAUGAUCCUGCAGUUAACACAGAAUCUCAGCCCAGAGCCAGAAAUACAUUUGCUGCACUUUCCAAAAGGAAAAAUGAAGAGUGCGGAUCAAUUUCCGUUCCCGGGACCAGAAGCAGGUUUUUCUGCAAGCCUUCUGAUCUGAUGACCUCAUCGGUGGACAUCUCCAAUGGUUGUGAGGCAUCUGGCGAAACAACUCCAAACAUGAAACUAACAGAAUCCUGCAAUAAACAGUAUAACAUAGAGCAGAGUCCAUCUCCUGUGUCUGGAACCAGCGACAUGACCUCUUUCUCUGCCUCUCCACUCCAAAAUCCCAGAAACUGUUUUAGCUGGUCGGGAAGAUUGUCCAAGGGCAGCAUAAAACCACAGGAUCUCUCCCCUUCUCUGCUGUCCCUCAAACGCUUUCAGAGAACUAAAAAUGUGUUUGAUUUGAAUUUGGAAAACGACAAGACUGAUUCAUCAGACAAACCUCAGGACAGUGGUGACCAGACCGGUCAAGUCUUAACCUCCUCUGAAAAUAAAAGUAAAUUAACUGUGGCAGAAAUGGAAGACUCCUCCAGCUCAGAAGAUCUUGACAAGACUGAAGAAUACAUUAGUGAUUUUAGUUUGAAAGUGUCUCCUGUGCAUCAAACUGCUUUCCCUGAGUCGAAGCCCAUCACAAAGAUUAAGGUGCCUGGACUGCUUAAACCCAAGACUGUGGAUGCACGUUCUGUUUCCAGACUGAAGCCAAUGGCACCUGCCAAAGCUAGUGGUCUGAGUAACAGAGCAAGACCUUCGCAAAACAACGAGAACCGGCCUGGACUGCAAACAACCAUCAAUGAUCUGUGGAAAAACUUCAGUUUUAAGAAGCAUUAAAGGCACGUGGUGCACGGACUUUUUGCCUUCUAGUUUGGAAUCCUAUUUGGUACAGCUUGGAGCUAAUUUUAUAAAACCAUCUUUAUAUAUAAGGCCCUUGUUGUAAAAUGAGUACCUUUUUAGUAAUAAAGAUGAAAUAAUCUUAACUAUCAACCGUGAAAUGGAGUACUUGAGGGACAGAUGCCCAAAUGCAACCAAUAUUCCUUUUUUUUUUUUUUUUUUUUUACCUUUUGUAAACUGAAAAAUAUUGCUGCUUUUUGUCACUUUUUUUUUAUUCUGUUGGUUUGAAUGUAUUUCUUGCAUCCUAAACUGCACGGUUGCAAUGUAUUGGUGAUUUUUAAUGGCUGGGUAAAUUCAAGCAGUAAGUAAAUUUUAUUUGCGUUUACCUCCCAGCAUGCCUAGCUACACAAAGGCAGUGAUGUAUAUUUUAUAAUUGGUAUUUAACAUUCAUCUACUCUCCACUCGGCAUUGAUGCUGAGGCUUCGACCUGCAUUGCCUUAAAGUAAAUGUCUAUCUUUUUAUCACCAUGUAUUAUUUUAGGGCCAAUAUUUGUUUAAUUUCUUUCAUUUAGUGGUUGGAGCGUCCCUUUUUCUGAUACAGAGCUCCAGAUUCUCUGAAUAGACACAAACAUGCUGGCUGCCUGCAGCAAACACUGGAGGGAAUGUGAGAUCUUGCGGCAUCCUGUUGCAUCGUUGAGUUUAGUGCAUAGCAGUUUGUAGCAAGCUUCUAAACUCCCCCCUAGUGGCUACUACAUAUAGUUUACUUAGCUUUAAAAAACAAAAAAAUUGUCACCAUGAACUUGCAGUGCAGCAUAUGAUAGAGCUAGAGGAGUGGGGCUGUGUAACUUAUAGUUUGAUGAGAAAUGAUUCUCAUUAAUCUCUGCUUCUUCUGAGCUCUGUAGCCAUGUGGGAGGCCCUAGUCAAUUAUCUCCCAGUUAUCUCUGUAUGCACACCUACACAUGGAAGGCUGUCCGUCACUGAUGGGACUGCCAUCAUAGCUUCUGGGCUCAGAAAGAACAGUUUUAAAGGGAGUAUAGAAGCAGUUUUCACCAUGCAAAACUGCUGACAGCGCUAGGUAGAGGUUGGAGAGAGUAGUACUCUUUGUGGAGCUAUUAUCAGGAGUAGAGAUGAGCGAACCUCUGUUUUAAGUUCGGCGUCUAAA